UGCGUGAAUUGCUGUUCGUAAAAGGGGCUCACUGCCUAUGAGUUGUGGUUUGCUGUUGUUGUUGCUCGUGGACAAUGUCACGCAUAAUUGCGGGUGCUCGUGGCCUGUUCAGGCGCCAUCCUUUUGUAACCAACAGCGCCAUCUAUGGCAGUCUCUAUGUGGGAGCAGAAUUUACUCAGCAAUAUGUCUCCAAGCGUUGGCUGCCGCCGCCCAAGGAGCGUGAGGACAUCGAUUAUGCAACUGUGGGCCGUUAUGCGGUGAUGGGUACUGCAUUUUAUGCCCCGUCACUCUACGUUUGGUAUAAAUGGCUAGAUGGCGUUUUUCCUGGAACCAUGAAGACAACAAUUCUAAAAAAAUUGCUACUUGAUCAGUUUAUAUUGACACCAUAUUGUCUGACACUAUUUUAUACUGGUAUGUCAAUUAUGGAGGGCUCUGAGGAUAUUUUUCUGGAAUUGCGCGAAAAAUUCGUACCCACCUUUUUGCGUUCGUGUAUUUUCUGGCUGCCCGCACAGGCCUUGAACUUUAUGUUCAUAGCGCCACGUUUUCGUAUCAUCUAUAUGGGUCUUUGUGGCAUGAUUUGGGUAAAUAUUUUGUGCUGGAUAAAACGUCAGAGUUUGACCGCAGACAGCACAACAGCAACAACCACAACAGGAGCAGCGGCAGCAGCAGCAUCAACAAUGACACAACAAGGACAACAGCAACAACAACAUCAACAGUAGCAACACCAAUGUCAAGGCGUGAUUAGAUUAGAUAGUAGCUUAACACAUUCACAUACACAAGUGUGUGUGCUGUAUAUAUAUAUAUAUUUUUGAUAUGGUGCAAAGAAGCUCUGGCAAAUAAAUACAUACCAAAUGCUGGAAA
Messenger RNA from Drosophila grimshawi, 861 nucleotides. Its product is annotated as mpv17-like protein. Gene Ontology annotation, cellular component: membrane; cytoplasm. The transcript has 5 exons. The coding region runs from base 75 to 719 and encodes 214 amino acids. Lineage: Eukaryota; Metazoa; Arthropoda; Insecta; Diptera; Drosophilidae. The record is from RefSeq and is a predicted model, not a curated record.